Messenger RNA from Vanessa tameamea, 4902 nucleotides. RefSeq names its product protein bicaudal D (gene BicD). The transcript has 12 exons. The coding region runs from base 166 to 2355 and encodes 729 amino acids. Gene Ontology annotation, molecular function: dynein complex binding; cytoskeletal adaptor activity. Lineage: Eukaryota; Metazoa; Arthropoda; Insecta; Lepidoptera; Nymphalidae. The record is from RefSeq and is a predicted model, not a curated record.
AGUCAUGAGCUAAAAAAAAUCACAGAAACGACUGAACUGUCAAGACGUUAUACUUUUGUUGAGAGAAUGUAGAAACAUUGAUUUUACACGUUUUAACGUUGUUUUUCUGAGAUUAUUUACUUUGUUUAUGAAGUUUUAAAGUAAAAGCCGUAAAACUGUCCUAAGAUGGCAGGAACGGCACAAAAUGACUUAUCGAUCUCCGAGCUAAAGGCGGAGAUCGAGAGGUUGAGUCGGGAACUGGACCAAGCCAGCAGUGAGAAGAUACAAUCGGCGCAACUCGGCCUGGUGCUGCUGGAGGAAAAGAGUUCCCUUCAGCUACGAUGCGACGAGCUAGAGAGUUUAUACGAGAACACAAAGCACGAUCUGGAGAUCACGCAGGAGGCAUUAAUGAAACUUGACACAACCCAAAAAGUGACAACACAGAGUGGAAUAGAACAGGAAAAUGCACUUCUCAAUGAAUCAGCAGCAAUGGAAAGUUCCCUGACACUACAAAUUAUCGAACUUGAAGGGGAAUCAAAACAGUUACGACACGAACUAGAAAGGGUGGUCAGCGAACGCGAUCGUCUCCUAGCGGAGAGUUCAGAGCUCGGCGCAGACAAAGCGACACGAGAGUCGGAAAGAGCUGCUCUACGAGCUGAGCUCAGGGAAGCGAGACAAAGGGAGCAACGUCUACUGCUUGACAUAGGGGAUUUAGAAGACGAGAAUAUAUCUUUACAAAAGCAGGUCUCAGCGUUACGGUCCUCACAGGUGGAAUUUGAAGGGCUUAAACAUGAGGUGCGACAACUGCGUGAAGAGGCAGAAAUUGCGCGUGCCGCUGCUGAUGAGACCGCAGCGCUUCGGCGUAUUGCUGAGAGACAGCUGGCGGAGGCGCUGGAAGCGCUACAAGCCGAGCGAGAAGCUAAGUUCGCGGCGAAGAAGGAAUUAGAUGCGCAUAUCAGUAGAGAAGCGCAAUUCAAUAUUACUAACUUGGCGUACAGUAUACGAGGUAUGCCAGAAGAAGGCGCAGACGACGACGGCGAGGCGGGCGCGUCCGGUGCCGGAGACCUCAGCGCCGCCGACCAUCACGCAGAUCUCUUCUCCGAGGUGCAUUUGCAUGAGAUUUCGCGGCUCGAGAAGCAGCUCGAACAAGCGCACAACGAAAACUCGCAAUUAUCGAGCUCGCUCCGCACGGCGCAAUCGACCGCGGAGACCGAGAGCGCCGCGGCCGGAGUGCUGCGCGCCGGCCUCACGCGCGUGUCGUCCCGCGUCGCCGCCCUGCACGCGCUGCACGGGGACUGCGCGCCGCUGGAGGACGACAAGGCGGAGGGCGGCGUGGCAUCGCGCGCGGCCAAGUGGCUGACGUGGUGGCGCGUGUCGGGCGGAGAGCUGGGCGCACUGCUGGCUGCUCUGCGAGAGCUGGACGCGCCGCCCGACGGCUCGCCCGCCGCGCUGCAGCGCGCGCACCUGGCGCAGCUCAGCGACCGCGUGGCUGACGCGGAGCUGCGCUGCGCGGCGCUGCAGGCCGACGCCGACCUGCUGCGCACGCUGGCCGGAGGUGCCGGUAGAGCCCUGUCGUCGGCGGCGCCGGCACUCGCCUCGGCGGCGGAGACGCUAGCGGCGCUGUACCACCACGUGUGCGCCGUCAACGGCACACAGCCCGAGCGGGUGCUGCUCGAGCACGCGGGACAGACGGACGGCGCGGGCGGCGAGGGCCGCGGCAUCGACGACGAGGCGCUGGCGCUGGCGGCGGGCGAGCUGGAGGGGCUGCGCGCGGCGGGGCUGGUGGCGCGCUCGGCCGACACGCUGCUGGACCAACUCACGCACCUGCGCGCCGCGCUCGACACCGCGCUGGACUCGCGCCACCGUCACCAGCCAAUGAUGGAGGCGGAGGAGCGUGGCGCGGAGUUGGCGGAGCUGCAGGAGCAAGUCAUCAAGCUCAAGUCCUUGCUGUCCACCAAGCGCGAACAGAUCGCCACCCUGCGUACCGUGCUCAAAUCCAACAAGAACACCGCCGAGGUGGCGCUCGCCAACCUCAAGUCCAAGUACGAGACCGAGAAGACUAUCGUCACCGAGACUAUGCUCAAACUGCGCAACGAGCUACGGCUGCUCAAAGAAGACGCUGCCACCUUCUCAAGUUUGCGUGCUAUGUUCGCGGCGAGAUGCGAGGAGUACGUCACGCAGGUCGACGAACUCACGCAGGCUCUAUCCAGCGCCGAGGAGGAGAAGAAGACUCUCAACCAGCUGUUGCGUCUCGCCGUGCAACAAAAACUUUCGCUCACGCAACGCCUCGAGGAACUGGAGGUGGACCGCGAGAUGCGCACGCGCCGCGUGCCCAAGGCGGGCGGCGGCGCGCGCGCGCGGGGCCGAGACUUCUAGCGGCUGGUGCGGGCGCUGAAGGCGGCGGCGGCGGCGCUGCGCGCGCUGCUGGCGCACCGCCCGGCGCCCCGCUCGCCGCACCCCCUCGCGCCGUGAGCGUACGAGCGCCGUCCGCUCCCGUCCCCCGAGGAUGGCAAACGAAUUUAUAGUUUACGAGCCGACGCUCGACUAGUGAACUUUUUAUAAUCGUCGUUUUAGGACUAAAUUGAUCGUUUGUACGUUUUAUAAAAUGGAAUGUUAUCGACCGCCGGGCGGGCGGCGCGGCGCCACCGAACCGUCAAACUGUGCAAGACGCGCCCCGCCCCGCCCCGCCGCGCCGCCCGCCCGCGACUGCGGCUUCGGAGGCGAUCGGUGUUUGUGAAUCUUGCGAUCUCUAUUUAUAUGCGUUGUCACUUCCCAAACGUAUAUUUUGAUACUGUAUUGCUCCCUAUAUAUUUUGCACCUUCGAUUGUCGAUGUCGAUUCGUAUUUUUGUAAUAGCGUUGGUGUAUUUUAUUACGCGAAUGAAUUUUAUCCCGUUAUGCGGCGCGCCGCUGCGGCGCGUCCCUGUCAGAGGCAGAUUUUACUAUUUAUCGAUUACGUCGAUCGUUAAACGGGAAGAGGUGACCGUGCAGUUAUUUUGUAUUAUAUACAUAUUUAAUAUGGAAUCUGGAGAUUCGGCAUAUAUGUAAAUAUAGUAUCCUUUACUCGAUACGAUUGUUUAGAACGUCCAAGGAUAAAAAAUAUAUAAAAAAAUUCACGUGUCCAUCCAUUGUGUGCGCAAAAAGACUAUGUAAUCUGUUCUCUAGUUGAUACGUUCGUUGCGUUGUUGUGGCCCUCCGCCGACUACUUUCGUCCAUCGUUCUAGUUAUAUUGUAGUGUUUCCGCGUUUGUUUCGUUAACGUAACGUUGCCGCCGUCGCGACGCCGGGAUGAGAUCGCGAGCGACGCUCGGCGCACACCGUCCAAUCCUGUCCACGGCCGGUCCGCCCACGCGGCCCACGCGGCCCACGCGGCCCACGCUGCCCACGCGGUGACGGCUCCCACACGAUUCGAGAACGUUCCUAACUUGCUCAAAGGUUUGCUCAGGGCGGACCGGUUUUCUUAUUAUUAAGACAAAAUUUACAUGAUACUGUUGAAAAUUUUACUAUGAAUCGUUUAUUUUAUCGGAUGUGAUGUUCGCGGCUUCCCGUGUUGAUGUGUGAAACCGGUCGAUGACGUAGUCGUUUCUCUCAGUAGUGUCCGGGACUUAGGCUAGUUCGACCGUUCCAGGUAGUGCGGGCGCUCGCCCUCGUAGGUAUUUUUACCGGUUUAGGUGUAGAUUAGACGAAUACAUUAACCUUCAUAUUAUACUUAUUAGAUUAUAUCGAAAAUUUGUUAAAAUGUAGUGAAUCGUUUGCAAUAUUAACUCAUAUAGCGUAAUUUAUUUGCGUAGCGCGAAAUAUGCGAGUCGCUCGGGUAUCCGGCGCUCGCACCGCGAGGACCAUUGCCUUGCAUUUAUUGUUUUUAUAAUUAGUAUAAUGAAUUGGCUAGCUUUUAUCUUAGAUCAUUCUUCUUGUACUUAAAGGUGGAUUUACCGAUAUGUAUAGAUAUAGCGCAUAAUAUUUUUUCCAAGUAUUAUUUUCUUCGUAGCUUAGCAGCAGACAUUUUGUAUGUAUUGUUCGUAUCUAGUCAAUGUUACUUCCGCCCGGAGAGGCCGCCCCGCGGGAGGCGCGGGUCGGCCUCUCGAGCGCCGUCGUUGUAUUCGAGAUACAGCGCCAUGGGUUGUAUAAGCAUCAUAUCCUGUAUGAACUAUCUUGCGUCCAUUAUGGGUCUUUUUCAGUAUCUACUUGUUUUUUGACGUUGUUAUUUACUUUAUUUAUCUGAUACACUCUUGACAUCAUGAUUUUUACACUUAUUUAUUGUCAUGUAUUGUUAGUUGUUGCCGCGCUCACCGGCGCAUGUCUGCUGCCCUCGCCGGUGGUGGUAUUAAUGAGCGAUUAACCAAAUAUUAUUUUCUUUAUACUGUUUAUGUAACACUUUAGAUCGUUUAUUUUGCUUAGGCAUAGAUAUUAUUUUAUAUCAUAGAGAAAAAAAAUAACUUUUUAUUAUUUAAAUAUGAGAAGUAUAUGAAUUGCCUGCUACUUUAUUUAUGCAUUGCAACACGAUCGUGUUCGACGAUUCGAGGCAUGAUUGUUCCCACUGCUACUGUCAUCGAUUGAUUUAUCUGUUAAACGUGUAUCGGCGACGCCUCGGAGAUUGCACAGUUUGAUGGUUCACCUCGGUGUUUGCUAUUCGAUAUAAUUUUGUUAACGUUUUCUUUACAAGAUGGCCACGUUAGUUCCUUUAUAAAUGUUUUAGUAAUCCAACAUCAGAUUACAUGUCUUUGUCAUCGGGAACAUAGCAGUGAGCUUCAAUAUUGUUAAACAUUGUUGUAAUGUAUAUUGCUUGUUGACUCCACAUUAAAUCGAUCACGUCAGCCUGGGGAACAUAUCAUGACAGAGCGGAAUUAUUUUCAAAAUAAGGCACGCCGUGUUGUCGCAAUGACUGAUAUGAAUCAAGUAUGAAAAUAUUAAAUGAUAUAUUUAAAA